CACCCUCUCAACCUCUGCAAUUGAUUAGAUUCCUUCGAUCAGGAGAUUUCCCUGCUUCCGUCCGCGGGGUAAUAUCUGGGGAACCCCGGAUGCUCACUCAUUACAGCCUGCAUAAUUGGUUAUUCCUGCUCGGCAGAUUCGCUCCCGAUGCUGGCGCCGGUUUCUCAAUACUGGGUCUGGGGGCGAGAGUGGGCUGAGUAUGGAGCAUGAGUCAAAGUUUUACGUAUAAAGACCUGUUCGGCUGCUGUCCUUUUUUAUUUUGCGGAUCCCUGCUUCAAGCAAAACAUCAUCAUGAAUAGUUAUAACAUCAAUUCGACUGCGGAGGAGGGUAAUGACUUGACUCUUACUCCUUCGCAGUUGAAUAAGCUGGAUAAUGAAGCUUCGUUGCAUCACGAUGCUGUUUUUGGUGAGAUUUCGGAUGAGGGUCCCGAUUACAGAAGUGUCGGACUCAUCGGUACCGCUGGGCUUAUGAUGAAGACACAAAUCGGUCUCGGCGUUCUCUCGAUUCCAGCGACAUUCAACGCGCUUGGCAUGAUACCCGGUAUCAUCUGCCUGCUAGCUGUUGCGAUCAUAACGACCUGGUCCAAUUGGAUCGUUGGUCUCUUCAAGCUACGACAUCGCCAUGUUUACGCGAUCGAUGAUGCGGGUGAAAUGAUGUUUGGAGUCGUAGGCAAGGAGUUCUUUGGGUUUGCUAUGUGGAUUUACUGGGUCUUUGUAUCCGGUGCUGGCAUGCUCAGUCUUUCCAUUGGCCUCAACGCUGUGUCUAGCCAUGGAGCCUGUACCGCUGUCUUCGUCGCCGUCGCUGCAGUCUUGGGCUUCGGACUUUCGAGCAUCAGAACCUUGUCUCGCAUGAGCUGGCUAGCAUGGAUCGGCGUCAUUAGCAUCAUGAUCUCCGUGAUCAUGGUCACUAUCGCUACAGGUGUCCAAGAGCGACCAGCAGCUGCCCCCCAAGAAGGCGUCUGGGUCUCAGACUACAAGCUUUUCAACAAACCAUCCUUCGUCCAGGCAGCUUCAGCAAUCUGCUCACUCAUCUCAGCUUACGGCGGCACUCCAGGCUUUUUCGCCAUUGUUGCUGAGAUGCGACGACCCGAACAAUACACCAGAGCUUUGACCAUUUGUCAGGCCAUCGUGACCGUUACUUAUCUUACGAUCGGUUGUCUGAUGUACUACUUCUGUGGAUCUUAUGUAUCCUCGCCUGCUCUUGGCUCGGCUGGUAAUACCAUCAAGAAGGCCAGUUAUGGUGUCGCAAUUCCAGGAUUGAUCGUCUCGAUUACUCUUGUCACUCAUCUUCCCAGCAAGUACAUGUUUGUACGACUGUUGCGAAACACGAAGCACCUGGCUUCCAACUCCGCGGUCCAUUGGAGCACUUGGCUAGGUUGCACAUUCAUCGUGUCAAUCAUUGCCUACAUCAUCGCGAGUGCCAUUCCCAUCUUUUACAGCCUUAUCUCCUUGAUUGGAGCGCUCGUCGGUACUCUCAUGUGUUUCCAGACAAUGGGCUUCAUGUGGUUUUACGACAAUUGGGAGAAACGCGCUAUUUCGCCCAAGUGGCUAUCAGCCUGUGGAUGGAGUUUGUUCGUUAUUGCUUCCGGCACCCUGCUGAUGGUCGCUGGUACAUAUGGAUCAAUUGUCGAUAUCAUCCAGGCUUACAAAGCUGCUGGAGGGUCAGGCGCCUGGUCGUGUGCUGACAAUUCCAACUCUUCUUAGAAAGGGCGUUGUUUAUGAUAGUGACGCAAGAGGGAGUUGGAAUUGAACAGCUGUUCCAAUAGGAUGACUCUUUAGAAUAUAUUAACCGUACUUAUUUGUA
This is a messenger RNA of Fusarium redolens, 1804 nucleotides long. Its product is annotated as transmembrane amino acid transporter protein-domain-containing protein. The record is from RefSeq and is a predicted model, not a curated record. Gene Ontology annotation, molecular function: amino acid transmembrane transporter activity. The transcript is spliced from 5 exons. Lineage: Eukaryota; Fungi; Ascomycota; Sordariomycetes; Hypocreales; Nectriaceae. Gene Ontology annotation, biological process: amino acid transmembrane transport. Gene Ontology annotation, cellular component: vacuolar membrane. The coding region runs from base 292 to 1704 and encodes 470 amino acids.